Molecule: messenger RNA, 162 nt
Organism: Prorocentrum cordatum
Lineage: Eukaryota; Dinophyceae; Prorocentrales; Prorocentraceae
Source: the annotation of a GenBank genome assembly
GACGGCAUCCUCUUCUCGGACUCCGCCGGUCUGGCCACGGCAGUGUCGCGCGCCACCAAGGAGCGGGCGGCCUUCGCCGAGAAGGCGCGGCGGAAGUUCGAGGGCAGAGGCUGGCAGGCGCAGUGGGACCUGGCCGCCGGGCCCAUCUUCGGCGCGCUGUAG